Messenger RNA from Nematostella vectensis (starlet sea anemone), 749 nucleotides. RefSeq lists its product as uncharacterized. The coding region runs from base 256 to 582 and encodes 108 amino acids. The transcript has 6 exons. The record is from RefSeq and is a predicted model, not a curated record. Lineage: Eukaryota; Metazoa; Cnidaria; Anthozoa; Actiniaria; Edwardsiidae.
UCCCUAAUCGAGAUAAACUAUCGUUUUUUAAUCUCUUGGAGGAGAAGGUAUUUUGUUUCGUCUCACAAGUCCGAGUCACGACCACACAUGAGUCACUCAUUCGCCAGGUCACUACCAAUAGGAAAUCCUUAUAUUACUAGAAAGUCGUAGUCGUUGACUCUUCUCAUACUUGUACAUUUCUUUUCAAACGCCUGAUCCUGGAAGACUUCUUAAAAGCCGACUUUUUUUCUUAAAAACCCAAGAUAAAGGAACAACAUGGACGCAAGGAUGUUUGUGUGUCUACUUGCUCUUCAAAUGCUUAUGGCUACGAUGUCUGGAACACUCUUAGUCUCCCGAGAUGUCUCCCUAGACGAAGUUUGCCGAGAUACGUACAGCGACUGUGCCGGACUUGCAAGGUCAAUGGGGCUACAGAUGUGUCCGAUGUAUGGGUACUCCGUCUGCAAGAAAUACUGCAGGAAGUGUAGAUCAGACCUGUGCCGUGAUUUGCAGCCUUCUUAUGUCUGCUGGAAGCAAAGGGCCCUCAGACGGUGUUACAAUCCUUACGUCAGCAGGGUUUGCAAGAAAAAAUGCGGGUUCUGUUGAUGCUCUCGAAAACCAGGGAGUACAAAGAUGGCCUUUAGGAGCUUAAAUUAAAACACCUAUAUACCAUUUAUAAUAUUAACCUAUUGUGAUACAGUUGGGACAAGUAAAAAUCAAACAUGUACUUGUACAAUAGCACUGAAAGUUUCAAUUAAAAUAAUUAUUGCAAA